Messenger RNA from Colletotrichum costaricense, 1665 nucleotides. RefSeq lists its product as uncharacterized. The record is from RefSeq and is a predicted model, not a curated record. The coding region runs from base 1 to 1665 and encodes 554 amino acids. Lineage: Eukaryota; Fungi; Ascomycota; Sordariomycetes; Glomerellales; Glomerellaceae. The transcript has 2 exons.
AUGAUUAUCAAGUCGUUCAUUGGCGGUGCUGACUUGGAGUUGAUAGGCGACUACAAGCCUCCUGGCUGCGACUUCAACCGCGUCAUUGUAAACUUUACUGCCACCUCUGCAGGGCGCCAACUGGAUCGGCUGGCUUUGUUAUAUUUCGGUGACACGGAGGUAUGGAGAACAUCCACUGCGGAGCCCAGAGCGCCGCCCGGAAUCAUCUGGACCUAUUGGAAAGACAUGACCCCGUAUCUUAGUCUCUGGAAGACUCCUCAGAAGAUCAUUUUCGACUUGCCCAACCUCAUCGACGACAGGUUUACGGGGCCCUUCAACUGCACCCUGACCGCAACCUUUUUCAAAAGCGACGUCGAAACCGACAGUGCACCCCCGGCUGACCUCAUCAUCCCCAUCUCAUCACGGAACGCGUCCUCCAACACAGGCAGUGCCUGGCAAGUGCCUGAACGUGAAGCCGUGAGCACUGUCAAAUUUCCACGCAAUGCCAAUCGAGCAGUCUUCUCCGUCUCGGCCAAUGGCCAAGGAACCGAGGAAUUUUGGUGGAGCAAUGUACUUCAGAGCGAUGCUGCAGCUUUCAAUGCCACCGUCGGUAUGGCUCCGGAUGGUAGCCCGUGGCGUGAGGUGCAAGUCAUCAUUGAUGACCAGCUAGCCGGUGUUCAAUGGCCGUUCCCUGUUAUUUUCACUGGAGGCGUGGUUCCCAGUUUCCAUCGCCCGCUUGUGGGCCUUGAUGCCUACGAUUUACGGGAACACGAGAUCGACAUCUCGCCAUGGCUCCCGGUUCUGAGUGAUGGCAAGGAGCACACAUUCAAGAUCAAAAUCGCCGGCCUCGCGGAUGACGGACAAAAAACGAUUGUGAAUACGACGGUUGGCAACUUCUGGGUCGUGUCUGGCAAAGUUUUCCUAUGGCUGGACGAAGAGGGCUCCAUUACGACCGGGAAACCGCCCACCGUAUCAAUCUCGGACCCUGAUAUCAAAAUCACUGGUCGGGCCCUAGGAAAGAACUCUACAGGCGCCAACGAAACUCUUGCAUUCAAUCUGGAUGUGACGAGGAUGAUCUCUGUCAAAGGCGAAGUAGUCUCCAAGAAAGGGACCAAAAAUCCUGAAUGGACUCAAAAGCUAUCGUAUACCAACAAUGCGACGCUAGGCCAAUUUGGUCGCAAUGGCUUCAAUAACUUCAUCAUCACCGGGACAGACGAACUGACGGGGAUGGGCACAUACAAGUCAACAUAUUCGUACCCGCUGAUCGUCAAUCAAACUGCCAACAUGUCAGCAAAUGGUGAUCUGAGCCUGGACGCAACACUAUUCCAAGAAUUGAGGUUGGAAGUCGAAGGUGUCGGUGUUUACCCGACCGGGCUUGAGGCUUACAAUAACCCAACCCGCAACAGGCAGGGACAAAGCAGCCAGUACAAGACUUCCAAACUCUCAACGUUCCGGAACGGAACGGCAGUCUUCAACAUGCCGGCAGAUAUGAAGAGCAGCUCAGCAUUUGGCACUACUCGGCAGGUGUUCCGGUUCAGCGGCGGCCGAGACGGUGCACGUGACGUGGAGCUAUACACAAGGAGAGUGAGAGCAAGCAACAACACGGUGCUCUCUGACGAAGAGAAGUCCGCCGAUGGGCGUGAGAAGGUUUUGACCGCCUCAAACCCUUUAGGAGAAGCCAAUUAA